AUGUCACUGCAGGAUCCUAAGAAUCCACUUCCACCAGGCAACAGAGUGGGUUAUGGAGGUGUCGAUUACGCGGAAAGACUUUGGUUUGCGACGACCAACGAUAAUCCAAAAAAUCAGGCGGAGAAUUUCGGCAGUGUUUACAGUUUGGAUCAGAACAAGGAACUUGUAACAAAACUUUCGGAACUUCCUUCAGUCACUGGUGGAUUCGUAUGGAACAUUCCUCGUACGAGACCAAGCAAACGACGUUUACUGCCUCACAAAUUCUAUUACGCCGAUCCUCUAAACCAUGAUAUUAUAGAAUACAAUUUUUUUAUGCAAACUUUAAAGCUUGAAAGAAUUGAAGUAGUCCAUCGCUUGCCAAAACAUCAAGUAACCGGCAAUCCUGGUCGUAUUGCAAUUGACUCAGACGGUUAUCUCUGGGUGCCCCUUUUGGGAGGUCAUAAAAUCAUUCAAUAUGAUCCAUUUCAAGAAAAGGUGCUUCAAACGUUUCACAUGCCCGCAGCUAAAGUAGGAGGAUGCACUUUUGGAGGUCCAGGCUUGAGUGUUUUAUAUGUAUCAACAAUAGGAUAUCGAGAAAAUGAAGUUCGCCCACCAGGCGAUGAAGGUGGUUAUAUUUACGCUAUCCACAACCUGCGCGUGACGGGAUUGCCGACAAGAGAGUAUUGCCUGCAUAAAGAUAUAAUAUUAAAGGCCUCUAUAUCGUUAGAAGAAAUAUCUGUCAGGCGAAUUGGUAGAAAGCCCAAGGCCUCUCUUAAUAAGGGAAGUUCCCUUGACAUUGAUCUGAAUCGCUCUUUCGUUGAAUAA
Belonocnema kinseyi is the source of this 804-nucleotide messenger RNA. RefSeq names its product putative sugar lactone lactonase YvrE. The record is from RefSeq and is a predicted model, not a curated record. Bases 1 to 804 code for a protein of 267 amino acids. Lineage: Eukaryota; Metazoa; Arthropoda; Insecta; Hymenoptera; Cynipidae. Gene Ontology annotation, biological process: L-ascorbic acid biosynthetic process. Gene Ontology annotation, molecular function: calcium ion binding; gluconolactonase activity. The transcript has 4 exons.